Messenger RNA from Oryza sativa Japonica Group (Japanese rice), 2524 nucleotides. The record is from RefSeq and is a predicted model, not a curated record. NCBI's taxonomy places the organism in Eukaryota, Viridiplantae, Streptophyta, Magnoliopsida, Poales, Poaceae.
AUGGCUGUCGCCGACGCCGAUGACGAGGAGAAGGGGCGAGCGGGAGUCGCCAAUGGCGUCCUCCUCGCGUUCCUCGCACCAGAGGAAGCGCUCGCGCUCGGGGGCGACCACAAUGAAGCGCUCCACGGCGAGCUGCGCGUGCGCCAGGGACACGAGGUCGACGCGGGCGGGGACGACGAUGACGAAGCGUGGCGCGGCGAGACGCGCGGCUUCCGCGCGGAGGACGUCGGCGACGAGGGGUGCCGCGGCCAGGGACACGAGGUCGACGCGGCCGGGGACGCCGACGACGAAGCGCGGCGCGGCGAGGUGCGCGCUCCCCAGGGCCGCGCGUACGACGACGACGCGGCCGAGGACGAGGAGGGGCUGCGCUUCCUCCCCGGCCGCGCGCUCGGCGAGGAGGUGCGGGGCGUGCUCCCGCUCCGCGACCGCGCACUGCGCCUCCGCCGCGACCGCAUGGGCUACGAUGACGAGGGGGAUGUCCUUCGCCUCCAGGCCCGCGGUGACGCGGAGGACGACGAGGGGCUGCUCCGCCGCCGCGCGCACGGCGAGGGGCUCCCCCUUCCCGCAUUCGGUGUCAGCGGCGAGAGGCGCCCGCUCGGCGGCCGCGCGCGCCUCUACUACGACGCCAACGACGACUACCAGGGGCUCCGCGGCCGCGCGCGCUACGGCGUGGAGACGCGCGGCUUCUGCGCGGAGGACGUCGGCGACGAGGGGCGCCGCGGCCGCGCUCACGACGACGGGCACGAGCGACACCGAGGACGCGGGCGCGUGGGCGGCGAGAGGCAGAGCAGCUGCGCGAACGACGACGACCAAGGCCUCCGCGGCGGCGCGCACGACGAUCCUGACGAGCCGCGCCGUGGCCGCGUGCUUCUCACGCUCCGUGCCCGCCUCAAGGACGACGACGACGAGGAAUUGAUGCGUGACCAGGAGGGCGCCCUCGGGGACGAGGUCCACCGGGGCGCGAACGGCUACCGCGAGGGCCAUCGCUCCGCGCACGACGACGGCGAGGGACCCCCGUUCGCCGCGCUCGACGACGGCGAGGAGCGCCCGCUCGGCGGCCUUGUCGAGGAGCUGUUCGUUUGCCGCCUCGGGGACGACGACGAGGUCCGCGUCGGUGCGAACCACAACGGCGAGGGGCGCCGACUCCGCGGCCCCCGUCCCGAUGGCGAGGAGGCGCGCGUGCGCUGCGGCCGCGCGUACCAGCUCGCGCCCCGCGCCCACGCGCAGGAGGAGCCGCGCGUACGCCGCGACCGCGCGCAGGAGGACGAAGAGGAGCCGCCCGUUCGCCGCGGCCGCGCCCGUUCGCCCCUUCGCCUCCAGGCCCGCGGUGACGCGGAGGAUGGCGAGGGGCUCCCGUUCCGCCUCCGCGCGCACGGCGAGGGGCUCCCGCUGCCCGGACUCGGUGUCGGUGGUCGCGCGCGCCUCUACGGCGAGGGGCUCGGUCGGGAGGACGACGCCGAGCGGCUCGAGGUCGCGGUGGACGACGCCGAGGGUGGCGUGGACCUUGGCGCCCUCGAGCUCCAGGAUGAAGAGCCUGCCGGCGGCAAGAAGGUCGCCGUCAGCGCCGCCGUUGCGGCUGCGCGCGCCGUUAAGAAUGCCGCCGGAAAGAAAGCCGCUAAGGAAGCUAUGGUCCGGUGGGGACAGAGAAACCCCAACAAGAACACCCCCAAGAAAGGAUCAGGUACUGCCAAUUGCUCGAUCUAUAAAGAACCAGUUGAAGUUGGAGCUUUCCAGUCCAAUCAGAAGAUUUAUGAGCCAGACAAGAGAUUUAUGACGGGAAAUGAAGUCACUGACAGCGAAUACAUUGAGCUAGUCGGGCUUUACAAUAAAAUGAACAAUCUCCAAUUAGAGACCAAGGACAUGAUCAAGGGGAAUGCUAUGAGGAGUGACAUCUUGGACAACUGCUUACUGAUGAGGAACUUAGUUCGGAAGAUGCGAUCACUUCGUGCGAUGAUCAAAAGAAAAGUCGAAGGUGAACCUCCUAUAAUACCUCCCAAUCUAUUAGAAAUUCCAGAUAUCUCUUAGUGGUGCUUGGUGGUACUGCAUUUGCAUUCUUCUGAGCCUAGAAGUGCUUCUUUUAGUGGUACAGCAUUUGCCGCCUUCUGUCUAGAGAGCCUAGAGGUGCUUCUGUUAGUGCUACAGCAUUUGCGUUCUUCUGUCCGAAAGUGGGCAGUAAAUUUGUACUCCUUGCAGAUUGACUCUCAUAGUAUUGAUUGAUUGGCUGUAGUACUGUAGCUUUGAACAACAGAAGUUAUUUUUUUCUGUGCCAUUGCUGCCAUGUUCUGCUAGAGCGGUGCAGGGGUGGUGGUGUUAUGUCAUUUUUUUUUCCCAGGCAAAUGAUUCACAUGAAUUCUUUUUGAGGCAUGCCAACUUAGAAUUCUGGGUGCAAAUGAUUCACAUAUGGUGGCUGGGGCAAUGUCCUAAUAGGGACUUUGGGUGUGUUUAGUUCACGCCAAAAUUGAAAGUUUGGUUGAAAUUGGAACGAUGUGAUAGAAAAGUUGAAAGUUUAUGUGUGUAGAAAAAU